CACAAGUUCUUAUUUCUGUCAAUUUCUAUUUGGUUAGUGACAGUUAAUUUUUUUAGUUUGAAUUAUAAUUAUUUAAUAAAAUCAAACUAAAAUUGUAUUCCACCUAAAGCAUCAGGGUCUUAGGCCUUCUCCUACUUUUGCUUCAACCGACUUUUCAUAUUGAGAAAACGGUGGUGGUAUGGUAAGGUGUGCUUGUUAACAAAAGGGCAUAUCUAAAGCUAUGGACCAAGCAAGCAAAAGAAGGGGGCGGCCUUCACCCGAUGCUGGAAACAUGAAACCUAUCGCAUUUAACCUUGAGGAAGCUCUUGCGGUGGAAAACAUCUACAGGCCCAAUCUUUUAGUUAUUCAAGAGGAACUACAGCCAUGGGAGGUAACGGUUAGCGACCGAGACAGGGCGGUUAACAUUCUUCGCUUACUGCGCAUUUGGUUUGACGUUCCACACAAUGUAUUCUUCACCGCUGCGACAUAUCUCGAUCUGUUCCUUUCCCGACUAAAGGUGCAAGAAAAAUACCUGAACUGUCUGACAGUCAGCUGUUUUUAUGUUGCUGCGGAAAAGGAGGGAUGCAAUGUUGAUGCAAAUCAGCUUGUAGCGAUUUCUAAAAAUUUCUGCAUGAAUGACUUGAACAGAAUGGUAAAAAUUGUUAAAGAAAAAUUGAAACUAGACAACAACGAUCAUAAUCGAACAACAACCUGUGCCGAUUUCCUCAUCAUAUACCUAGAGGUUUUAGAAUACAUCAUGUCACGCUGGAUGGUUGGAUAUCGAGUCGACGAAGUUUUGAAAAAGGAACAACUCCUGACGAGAUUGGAAAUAUUACUAGCUAACAACAGCUGUGCAUUUUUCCGAUCAUCAGUUUUGGCUCUGGUGUUACUCAAAUUUGAAAUUGAAAAACUUUUGACUCAGGCUAUUGCUAAUAAGUCUAUGCAUUUAAUAGGCGAUUUGAUCCAACUUCUUGGCAUUCUUCGGGAACUUCAGUUUACAUGCAAAAUUAAAUCUGCUGAAUUGGUGAAUUGUUCUAACAAUGCAUCUAAUGUCAUGAAGCAGUAUGACAAUCAAAAUAAUAAACAGCACUCAUCGACCAUUGAGAAGGGAAAUCGAUAUCGCAGCUACUACACACCACUUUCGACCAUUGAAGAAAAAACCAAAAGCCCAUGUAAGAAGAAUUGAUUUGAAAAUGUUACCAAGUAAGCUGCUAUAAACAUUUUUUCUUUUUUAAGGACUUAUUUAUCCAUGUUGUAAGCGUUUUUUUUACAAUGAAUGUCUACAUUUUUGUUUUAUUACUGUUUUACUAAUUUAUCGUUGGUCUAAAUAGAAAUCGUGCUUGUGGCACAAGAAUUAAAGUUCUUGUGUUGCAGAAAAUUUUAAAUUUGUUUUAGCUUGCAUGUAUGUAAAGACGCUUACAAAGACAUUUUUAUUUUAAUGUCUAGUUGUCUGAAAAUUUAUAUACAACAAAAAAAAAUUAAAAGCGAUAUAAUUUUAUAAAAAAAAAAAUACAAAGUUUUAAAAACAAGAAAAAAAAAUUAUAGUAUGUUUUAAAUGUUAAAAAUAAGUGUCCUUCACAUAUCUGGUAUUUAGUGGUUUAUAAGUAACUUUAAGAUUUGUCUAAUGUCUUGAGAAUCAUCACUGUUUUUGUAUAUACAUUUUUACGAGACUAGUCGUUACUUCCUUUUGUUACCAUAUGAUGGCAGUUUCUAUGAAUAAUUAAAUAAAUUGCAUUACUACAAA
Messenger RNA from Anoplophora glabripennis (Asian longhorned beetle), 1723 nucleotides. Its product is annotated as cyclin G. Lineage: Eukaryota; Metazoa; Arthropoda; Insecta; Coleoptera; Cerambycidae. The record is from RefSeq and is a predicted model, not a curated record. Bases 221 to 1165 code for a protein of 314 amino acids. The transcript has 4 exons.